AUGAAGCUCGCGGAAAGUGAAGCCUCCUCAUUCUUAGAAGCUAUGAACCUUGCCCAAAAAUUCAUUCAAGCCUCCAAUAUCUGCAAGACACAUGAGGAACCCAGUUCCGACAAAAGAAAGCACGAGUACAUUCCUCGAGCGGAAAAUCCAAGGGAUGUCCCUCGAAAAGAAAAAGACAAAAAGCCCCGAAUAGAAGACAACGGACACGACCCUCGGUAUAAUUUGAACCGAGAGGACAUCUACCUAGAUAUCAAAGGGAAGUACACCCUACUGAAGCCUAAUCCCAUUCGAAUGCCCGUCAACAAGAGGGACAAAAGGCUCUGUUGUGAGUACCAUCACGACUGUGGUCACAUGACACGUGACUGCCGAGAACUGAAGAGAGCGCUAGACAAACUAGCCGAUGAAGGAAAAUUGAAUCGAUAUCUGAAGGAUCCGAAGGAAAAGAAAGUCGAGCCCCGCCAAGAAAAGCAAACCUGGAAUGAUGAGACAGCGGGGUAUGUUAAUGUCAUCGCGGGAGGGUUCACCUCGGGCGACUUAACCAGCCUCUCUCGGAAGAAGCAUAUUUACACCCUGAAACACGGGACCGAUGUAGCUUCCUCAGCAGUAUGCCCGACUAUGACCUUCAAGGACAGCCACCAUCCCAUUCAGACUCCGCAUGAUGACCCUUUGGUCGUUGAGAUGAAAAUAGCUAAUUUGCGGGUGGGUCGAGUCCUGAUAGACAAUGGAAGUUCUGCGGACAUCAUUUCUAUGAAGUGCUUGAGAAAGCUGAAAUACCAAGAAACAGACCUAUCCCCCAUCGACCAGCCAUUGGUGGGAUUUGGCGGACAAUCCUUCCAUCCCCUUGGCUCGGUCAAGCUCCCCACUCGAAUGGGGGAAAAGGGAGCGGGUCGAAAUGUGGUCGUCGACUAUCUUGUGGUGGACACCAAUCUCCCCUAUAAUGUGAUCAUAGGACCACCCACGCUCAACAAAGUUAAAGCCGCCAUCUCGACAUACCAGCUGGUCUUGCAGUUUGAGGGUGAAGAAGGGAAGGUCGCCCGAUUAUUCGGGGACCAAAAGUCUGCCCGAGAAUGUUACGUCAACAGUUUAAAGAACAGAGAUGAAUAA
Messenger RNA from Beta vulgaris subsp. vulgaris (sugar beet), 1104 nucleotides. RefSeq lists its product as uncharacterized. Lineage: Eukaryota; Viridiplantae; Streptophyta; Magnoliopsida; Caryophyllales; Amaranthaceae. The transcript has a single exon. The coding region runs from base 1 to 1104 and encodes 367 amino acids. The record is from RefSeq and is a predicted model, not a curated record.